UCGUCGUCACCGUCAUCAUCAUUAUCGUCGUCGUCGUUGCCAUCGUCAUCGUUGUCAUCACCAUCAUCGCCGUCAUCGUCAUCGCCGUCAUCAUCA
Priapulus caudatus is the source of this 96-nucleotide messenger RNA. RefSeq names its product putative protein TPRXL. The annotation marks the transcript as partial. The record is from RefSeq and is a predicted model, not a curated record. Lineage: Eukaryota; Metazoa; Priapulida; Priapulimorpha; Priapulimorphida; Priapulidae. The transcript is spliced from 2 exons.